Molecule: messenger RNA, 5686 nt
Organism: Rhagoletis pomonella (apple maggot)
Lineage: Eukaryota; Metazoa; Arthropoda; Insecta; Diptera; Tephritidae
Product: cytokine receptor-like
Exons: 4
Coding region: 623-4990 (1455 amino acids)
Molecular function (GO): protein binding
Source: RefSeq, a predicted model, not a curated record
UCCGCAGCUGUCUGUAGACGUUUAGCACUGACAGCUAUCGUUAUGUCAGCAUGGCAACUCAUGCACAGGUGCUGUUUGCUCUGAGUUGUCCAUUCAUUCGUCAUUCGCCGUUUCGACUUGUUGUGUUUUGUGUUGUUGCAUGCUACUUGCUUGUAAAUAACCAAAAGAGACGAAGAAGAAGACUUUGUGCUGCAAUUCCAAGAAUUUGAAAAUUUCAGUAGAAUCACUACAAUUACGCGAAGAAAAUUGCUUUAAAAGUGUAUAAACUGAUGAAAAACUAAAAUGAAAUGUUGAUCCUUUGGAUGUGUGAGCAAAAUGAAGUGAAAAUUUGCUAAAUAUUAUUAGCGUAAAGCAACAAAAUUCGAUUUCCCAGAAAGGUCAAUUUCUACGAAAACGAAUUUCCGAGAAUUCGAAUUGAUCUGCGCUGCUGUACGUUGUGUUGUGUGUGUAUGAUCGUAGUGGAAGGACGCAGUGUAGAUCACAUACACAAGUGAAACUAAAAAGGGGGAAGUGUGUAUUCGUAGUGCAAGUGCAAGAAGGCGCUGCAUUUUUCCCCGAAUUGGACUAAUCGCUGGCUCUGCAAUAAAACAGCAGAAGUAAUUUGGUUGCUUUUGUAUAUCAUAUGAAAUAUUUGUACAAUAUAUGCAACAUGAUGAUUGCAUUAUUUCGAUGCAUUAGUACUGCAGCCGUUGGACUGUUGUGGUUAGCGCUAUGCGCUGCAGCCUAUCGUGAUGAAUUUGUUGGUGAAACGAUACCCGCAAACGUUGAAAUGAAUGUAGGUGACAGCGUUAAUAUAUCCUGUCUAAUCAAUCCCACCAUUUUUUCUGGGGAAAAUCCUUGCGAAAUGUACUUCAUAAAUGAGCUCACAAGGAAACGCGUACCUGAUGAGGACAUUCUCAUAAUGAACUCUACCUACAUUGUUUAUAUGCUACGCAAUGCACCCGAACAAUCUUCAAGGCUCCUAUGUAAAUGUGAUAGGGAUGCGAUCAUGGAAACCUACGUCUACGUAGGUACCUCUCCACGGGGUGUAUCACAGUUUAAUUGUCGCAGUUAUGAUUUCGAAUAUAUGGUUUGUAAUUUUACACAACCAGAAAAUCCGGUACUUACACAGUACAACCUCACCUACUACAUCCACUCGCCAGAUUACGAAACACCUGCCUAUUGUAAUUUUGACAUGAAACCGCUGGUCGUUUGUAAUAUAACCGCAGAGCACUCUUAUCGCCCACAAAUCGAAGAGUAUCACUUUAAGGUGCACAGCAGCAAUGCCUUGGGCAGCAUUAAGCAAGAGUUCACCAUAAACAAUUUGAACGUUAUGGUGCCAGCAAAACCAGGGCAGGACUUCCGUAUUCUUAAAUUAACCACAGACAGCAUGGAAGCCACAUGGAGCAUGCCAAAAUACGACUCAUACACACCAAACAAACACAGAGGACUACAAUGGGAGGUGUUGCUGCAGCCUGAUGGCUUUCCAGCACGCAACACUAGUGCGCAAGUGCGUGUGGUACGCGUUGAACGCGGUUGUAAACUAUUUGUAAGUGAGCUCCCUUACGCCUACUAUUGGUAUGAGUUGAGGCUACGGGUGAAGGUGCGUAAUGCCGCCGCUAGUGAAGAUAUGUGGAGUCCAACAUUUAGGUAUCGUUUCCGUACACAACCGCGAUUGCCAGAUCGGCCACCGCGUACUGAUAAUGGAGGUUUCUAUGUCAAUCCAUUGGAAACCGAAGUGCGUCUCUAUUGGGAGCAGUUGGAAAAGUGGGAGGAGAAUGGUGAUAAUUUCACAUAUGUUAUACGAGCUGAGGCAAAGCCGGCAAAUGGGCGAGCAAGAGCAAUACUGCCACGCCAACAAGAAGCUAGCUUUGCUGUUUUCGAAUGGCGUUAUGACCUACACUACAUAUUCGAUAUCAGUAGUCGCAAUCAUUUGGGGGAAUCCUCUGCAUCGAGUCGCAUAACAAUAUAUCCACAAACGAGUCGUUCGGCUAGGCAGCAUACACCAAAAUCCAUACAUAAUGUCUAUCAUCAGACAAAUCGCUCAUACACGCUCACCUGGCUGCCGCCGGUGGUGCGUGAGGACCUUCAGAGUUACACCGUGUAUUGGUGUUAUUCUAAGCUAGCUAUGCCUACAGAUUGCAGAGGCUCUAUACAUUUUCGUCAGGUAAGUCGCGAUACUCAUCGUUUCGCCACAGAACCACAAGUGGCCGAGCACGAUCACUCGCUCACAUUGGCCGUUUCGGCUAAUUACCACCAAUAUAACACCGGCAUGCAUUGGACUUCAUGCAGCGUGGACGUGAAUGCUGAUUUCGAGCCAAUGGAGCCGGAGGUGCAGUCAAUUUCUGCUACGGAAUUGCGCGUACAAUGGAGUUCGAAAACUGUUUGUCCCUCUAUUUUGAGUGGUUACAAUCUAACCUACUGUGAAGUGGCGAAUUCACCCGAUACCGACAGUAUUACACCGCCGAGUGUCGAAAGUGGUUUAUUCGAAUCUUAUACCAGCGGCAGGACUGUAUCUGCCGACAAGGCACCAUGCCGUGGGCCAGCCACCACAAUUACCAUCGAUAAGAACUGGAACAAGUGUAAUAUAACAGGAUUGAAGCCAUACACGUUGUAUCGCUUGGAGAUGUUUAUGUUUUCGAACCUUAAGGUGGGCAAGCCGAAUGAACCGCUUGUGGUGCGUACCUUUGAGUCGGCACCGACACCACCACGUCAGCUACACGUGUCAAAUCUGACAGAUACGAGCGCCAGGAUCAGCUGGCUGCCUCCAAGUCAGACCAAUGGUUAUAUACGACAGUAUAUUGUAAAAUUGAAUAACAGAGAGUUUGUUGUUAAUGCUUCAGCUGACAAUGUCAGUGAAAUUAGUUAUGUGUUGACGAAUCUCACCAGCUACACGGCAUAUAAGGCAUUUGUCAUUGCGGUUACAAGAUACAAUUCGGAUCACAGCAAUGAUAUACAUUUUACAACGUACAUGAGCGCGCCAUCCCAAUUAGGCAGCUCUAAAUUUUUUGACCGGAACAAUGGAGAAGUGGAGCUCAGUUGGACACCUCCGAAGUCAGCUGGUGGCCGCCUGGAUUUUUACGAGGUUGCCGUUACACAGCUGCGCGGUAAUCAUGUGGAGCGUCGGCGCAUUAGCGUUGUCUUUGGCACUCGGUGCAUAUUGCGUGCGCCCACUUGUCCUGAUCUCGAUUAUCAAACCAAAGUGGAUGUGCGCGCCAUUAAUGCCGGUGUUAUUGCCAACAAUGAAGUGAAUCCAAGUGAUAUUGAAGCAUUUGGAACUCCCGCUCAAAACGAUGCUGAAUUAAGCGACUAUGAUGGCACCGACGACCUGGUUUGUACGGGUCCUGGUGACAGAGCGAGCAUUGAACGCCAGAAAGCGCAACUAAAGCGCUACCUUAACAACGAUGAGUAUUUGCUGUACAAAUCCGAGUGGUUUCCGGGUACUAGCUUUGGUUGCUCGCCACGUUCGCUGGGUAGAAUUACUGCUAUGACAUUGAUGAUUGUGUGCACUUCGAUCUUGUUGAUGGCGCUCAUGUUCUUUGCUACGAAGAAAUGGAAAAUGAUGAGUGAUAUACAUUGCUCGCUACCCCCAGCCUUGGAUGCCUACCUUACAAAGGAGUUGCAUGGCAACGCAAAUGGCUGCGGCGGUGCUACGACCAAUGGGGAUGUGCGUGGAAUUUUCGUAAAUGAUUUCUUCAUGUCGACAACGGUGCGCAAUGGCAGCUUACCGCCACUACAUGGCAGCCACGAACGGUUGCACAAUGAGGAGCACCAUUUGUUGGGUGCGCUCAAACACGAUUCGGGCUUCAUAGGUGAUGGUCUACUAUUCGGAAGGAGCGUUAGCGCUGUGGCUACAUCAGUAGCGGCGGAUAAUGAAGGUAGCGAGGAGAGUUUAGCCUAUCGUGGAAGGGAGUACUUGAACUCGGAAAGUUCGGCGGAUUCACUGAUUGGUAGUACAAAUAGCAGCGGCGGAGGUUUUGGCGAAGGUGAUGCGCAGGAUGUGGGCGCAAAUGCAGUGCCAUUGAAACGUAUUGCGGAGGAGCCUUCAGGUUAUGUGCAACCGCCUCAGGUACAAGCUGCUGCCAAGGGCGGCUACGUAACGCCGACGGAUUUGAACGCUUGGACACAGCCAAAAGCGACUGCUAAAGCAACAGCUGUCCCCAUAGACCGAAUAGGAGCAGCUUCUGGCAACGAUGGCUAUAUUCAAGCUGAAGUUUUGGCAGCUGGCGGAAAGCAAACUAAUUUGGAAACGCCCUCGAAAGUGCUGGCAACCGGAGCAACUGCUGCUUUCGGCGGUUAUGUUACACCAAACGAACUGACGACGUGGUCACAACAAAAUCGGCCUGUAGCUGCUGAUGCUGUAGAAGCCAACGCUUUGCACCCAACUUGCUUUAGUGGUUACAUAAAGCCCACAGAUUUGAGCACCCCCGAUGCAUGGCCAGAACAGGCAAUGGAAACGGGAGAAAAUGCACAGGAUAGCGGCAUUAAAAGUGAUUACAUAAAAGUAAAUGAUUUGCGCGACACUAGCGCCACUGUUUGGCCACAGCAGCAGCAAGAACAGCAGCAGGUGGUUGCAGCGCCCGCGCUCAACAGUGGCUAUGUAACAGUGGACAGUUUAACAGCUUUGGCGUCCAAGGCGACAACAGCUGCCACGCCAGUUAUGACCAGCGUCAACAGCAUUAAUAAAAUGCAGGCAACGCCACCGUCGACAGCUGCUCUCAGUCCAUCCACUAGCGGUUACGUACAUCCAAACACUUUACAAAAAAUGCUAUUCUCAGCUCCAACGCCGCCAACAGCAGGCGGAAAGGCCAUCAAUUCACCAUUUGGCGAUACAAAUCUCAGCGGCUAUACCACGCUAGACGCGCUGGGCAAAUUAACACCUCCGCAAGGCGCGCGCACAAUGAAUUUGCCGGCUGACCAAACAGCAGGCGGCAAACCCGGCCUCAUCGGCUAUGUAACGCAGCGCGAAAUGAACGAAUUCGGACAGCAGCAGCAACAGCAAAUUCAGUAGGAAAGGCAGGGAAGGAAGGAAAAAAAGGUGUGGAAAAAUACCGAGUGCAUUUCUUAUAGAUUCUACCGCGUAAAUUACAAAAAAGAUUAGAAGCGCGGGCAAUGAAUCGGUUUUUUUUUUGUUCUAUGAAUUGCUGAGCGAUUUUGCUUCUGCCCUCAAACUUAACCCCCUGAAUGCUGGAUUUUCACUAAUAAGUUUCUUUUUAAACUUAAAAAAUACUAAUUAAUUUUUUACGAAGGCUUAAUGCGUACGCGAUAGUAUUAAUAUAUGACAUGAUUUAUGAUUUGUAAUUUUUAUUACUAAGAUUUUUUCAAUAAUAGUUUUAGUGCUAGUUUUUAAACGACUUUAAAUGCAUUUGACUGUAAUGACUUCGAUAAUAUUAUAAAAUUUAAUUUUAUGAUUUUAUGUCGAUAUACAAACAAAAAGGGCCCUAUCUUAAAUGUUUGUGUCUUUACGGUGUAGUUACAAAAUUUUAUAAAGACUAAAUUUUCAAUUUUGAAUUUCUUGAAAUGCUGGGCUUUGACAAACACUGAAAUUUAUUUAUUGAUGUAGAUGUUUUUAAAUUCGAGUAAUCUACAAGCAAAAUUUCGAAAGAAAAUUAGUUGGGGUCUUUCUAUAUUAUGGUAACGAUAUGUAUGUAUGUACAUUGGCGGUCAAAAAUGGAUGAAUGGUGUUUCGUUAUUAAUAUUUACAAUG